This is a messenger RNA of Patella vulgata (common limpet), 3694 nucleotides long. Its product is annotated as inter-alpha-trypsin inhibitor heavy chain H3. The coding region runs from base 93 to 2660 and encodes 855 amino acids. The transcript is spliced from 14 exons. Gene Ontology annotation, biological process: hyaluronan metabolic process. The record is from RefSeq and is a predicted model, not a curated record. Gene Ontology annotation, molecular function: serine-type endopeptidase inhibitor activity. NCBI's taxonomy places the organism in Eukaryota, Metazoa, Mollusca, Gastropoda, Patellidae.
UCUAAUCUAUAGGAGACAAAUCAACGUUUAUAGGUGUCUGUCUGCAAAGGGGAAUAAUUGAAGGAAAUUGGUUACCUUAAGACAAUUUAAAGAUGGCACCAUUACACCUGGCGAUACCUGUGUUUUUAAUUGUUCUUUUAUGUGUUGGAUUGUCAGAACAACGUGCUGCGACAGUGGUUGAAUCGUUACAUAUAUCCACGGACAUCAAGUACCGGUUUGCAACAACUCGAGUAUCCAGUACUAUAUCAAAUCCAAGUCACCUAACGAGAGAAGUUUCAAUGGAUGUUAUUUUACCAGAAAGCGCAUUUAUAGCCGAUUUUGUCAUGGACGUUGAAGGAAAAGAAUAUAAAGGUCUGGUAGAAGAAAAGGAAUCAGCUAAACGUAAAUAUCUUAAAGCUAAAAAGGAAGGGGAGAGUGCUGGACAUCUGGCAGCAAGACCGCGAGAUACGAAUCGGUUUGUUGUACAAGUGAACAUCAAGGCCAUGAAGAAAGUAUCUUUUAACUUGACCUAUCAGGAGGUAUUAAAGAGAAAGCGGGGAUACUAUGAUCAAACAUUAUACGUCAACCCUGGUGAACCAGUCAGUGAUCUUCGUGUAGACGUCAACAUCCUAGAAUCUAGACCAAUCACAUUUCUCAAAGUUCCACCAAUCAGAGAUGAUCUUUUAACCAGUGUUAAUUUAACAGCUAAUAACCCCCAUGCAUAUAUUAUAAAAAAUAACAACCAGUCAGCUCAUAUUACCUUCCGACCAACAAUAGAUCAACAAACAGAAAAUAAUCCCUGGGGCAUAUCAGGCAUGUUUAGUGUGCUCUAUGAUAUUGAAAGAGAUUUUGAUGCUGGAGAUGUGUUGAUUAUCGAUGGCUAUUUUGUUCAUUUCUUCGCUCCUAAGCUCAACUUCCCACUCCCGAAAGAUAUUUUAUUUAUCCUGGAUACCAGUGUUUCUAUGGAUUUUGGCAAACUCGAUCAACUCAAGGCUGCCAUGAAGAUUAUAUUGAGUGAAUUAAGACCUGGUGAUCGUUUUAACAUAUUAGAUUUCAAUACGUAUUCUGAGUUCUGGAACAAUGAAGAUAUGGUACCUGUUACUGAUGCUAACUUAGUGAAAGCUGUUCAACAAAUAGAAAACCUGCAAACUAAAGGAGCGACUGAUAUUAAUGAAGCUAUGUUAAAGGGAGUUAAUUUCUUAUAUGAACAUGCCAGUGAACAUAACCGAUCGGUAAUAGUGUUUUUAACUGAUGGAAGAUCAACUGUUGGCGAGACAAAAGAUACACUUAUUCUGGAAAACAUCCGAGACAGUAACAGAUAUCAUAUACCUAUUUACACCCUCGCCUUUGGUGUCUACGCUGAUUGGCAACUCAUGAAGAAAAUCGCUGUCCAGAAUGAUGGUUUUGCCAGACGAAUCUACGAAGAAGCCGAUUCAGCUCUUCAAAUCAAAGGAUUCUAUGAUGAAGUGUCCACUUCAAUGAUAACAGAUCUUAAUUUUGAUUAUUUGGACGAUUCGGUUGAAGGUAUAACAGAUUCUGAUUUUAGUAAUUAUUUCAAUGGUUCGGAAAUUCUAGUGGCUGGAAAACUUAUCAAUGGUAGCUUAGAAUCAUUACCAAUACAUAUCAGAGGUAAUACAUCACAAGGUUUGAUAGAGUUGGAACUCGAAGCUCACGUCAGAAGACAACAGGAAAUUGAAAAUUUCAAAGAUAUCACAGAAAAGAUGUGGGCGUACCUGAAGAUUCAAGAUAUCCUCAGAAACCGAGAGGGGGCCAUAGAGGAAGAAGAAAGGGAAGCUUUGAAGAAGCAGGCUGUAGAUAUGUCAAUACAGUAUAAUUUUGUGACACCUGUAACAUCUAUGGUUGUAACCAAACCGGGUGAUGACAGACAACAACAACAACAGAGAGAUGUUGUUAGUACACAUGAAGGCGAAGGCUUUAAUGUUGGAACCUUUGGUGGAUGGCGGAAUCGGGGUAGAGUUGGUAGAGAUCCCCAUUUUAUGGUAGAUAUAGUUGGGUUAGAGGUUCCUGUAUGUUUUGAUGUCAAGGGCAAAGAAAAUGAUGUGUUUCAAUUGAUAAAGGAUCCGGAAAUCGAUCUAUCAGUGAAUAUAAAGUUAACAGUUGGUAAGAAGACAGAUAAGCAUGGCUAUAAACGACGAUUUAUCAAGGCUUCGUCAGUUCUUUAUGGAAAUAUUACAAUACUAGCUAAGUUAGAUCGAAUCGUGAUCAAUACUAGAUCUUAUAAAUGGGACAGUUACAAAGUCUUACAUCUUGGGGAUGCCAUGGCGAAGAUUGGCCCAGGUGUGGAGGUGCUGACCAUCAGAUUAAAGUCAGGAGUACGCAUCUUAAUACAGAAACACAAACACUGGUACGGCGACGAUGAUGGAGAUGAUUUUCUCAAUGUAGAAGUUGAUAAAGAUAACAGAUUAUCUAAACAAUCGUCAGGUAUUCUAGGAUUGUUCUUACAUAAAACUAUAACCGCCACAGAAUAUACAUUCAAUGGACGAAAGUCAGCUACGUUACGGAUGAAAGUUAACGGUAGACUGGAGGAAGACAGCGCCCGGUUAGUAGAACGACACGACCCAACAUUUAACGCCACGGCACCAUGUUGGUCACUACCCGAACACGGCCAUAUACAAUCAGCUGUGCAAUCAUAUCAUAAGAAAUUUCUCCGUUCUAAAUAAACUCUACAAUUUCAAUAGGCAAAAACUUUAUAUAAUUAAAUGGCAAAUUGGUGAAGAAGUAUGGUGUAAAUAAAGGAAAAAAAGUGCUUCCCGCAAUUUAAUUGUUCAGCUAUAAUAUGGGUUCAUGAAGGAGAAAUGGUUCGAGACUUUGUAUAUCUUCGUAGUAUCAAAAAUAUUGUUUGAUAAUUUUAAAAUAUAUUUUAAAUCUAUAUUGGAACGGACAUACUGGGUACUUAUAAAUAUUAUAUACAUAUAAGCAUAUAUGAAAUGAUUAUAAUCUCAAGUAGGAUAUCAAAUAAUGUUACUAAAUCAUAGCUCAUAGAAAACUAUGAAUAACUCAAAUUUAACCAUAUGGCUAUAACACAUAAAUGUCGACAAAUAUAUUGGACUGUCUAAGCAAUGGCCUGGAAUGCAAUAAAGACGAUACCAUCACGAUGCUUCGUUGCGUGUAUACAUACUAUGGACACAGUUGAUCGACUGCGCCGUCAUCUUGAUCUUUAGAAUGUUUUAUAGAGAAAACGACUGCGAUAUACGGUCCAUGGUUAUGUACAAAGAAAUGCGUACCAAGACGAAUGUUGAAAAAAAAGACUGGAACAGACUUAAGUCAUCGGAUACAUGGGUUGUGACAUAUUUAACUGGUUUUUCUGGUCUAGUAGAUAACACUCAUUUAUCAACGUUAUUAGAAAAAAUAUUUUGUAGGUUGUAUAUAUUGCAGUAUAUCAAUCAAUAUUUUAAGUGCUUGCUGCUAUUUACGUAAUGCUAUAGUAAGAACAACUGUUAAUAAUGACGUCAGACAUUAUAAGCAAUGCCCACCAGUUUCUUUUCAAUACCAAAUGACCUUCUAUUGUGCGCGGUCAUGCUUAUGAAAAAUUGGAUUGGAUUUCUAUUUCAAAAUGUUCCGCAUACACAGUUUAUAAUGCUAUAGGCACAGCAUUAAGAAUGGGGUCAUACGCGUUUAAAUAAUUUUGCGAUGUAUAUUGAAUCAUAUUAUCAUUUAUUCCAUGUUUUUUGUAUACAUACUGGAUAUAUCAACU